CGCCGUCAUCACUUCCCCCCUCCGCCGAAUCCAACAUCUCGCCUCGCCGCGGUCUCACUCCUUGCUCCCCAUUCCCCAAGACCCCACCCCUCCCGCAACCGUCACCAUGAGCCACGAUCACUUCCUCCGCCUUCUCGACCUCCACGCCGACGACGACCCCUUCUUCCCCUCAUUCCCCUUCCCCACCUCCUCCUGCCCAUUCUCCUCCUCCUCCUCGGCCGCCCACCACCGCUUCCUCCUCGACGACAACACCUCCUGCCCGCUCGGCUUCACCUCCCCCUCCCCGAUCGACACCUUCCACCUCGACCUCGACCUCCUCCUCCCUCCCUCCGCCGCCGCCGCGCCCCCGUGCCCCGCCUUCGACCCCUUCCUCCUCGACGCGCUCGGCCACCGCGUCUCCGCGCUCGAGCGCGCGCUCGCGCCGCCGCAGCCCCGCCGCAAGUACACCUACGCCGCCGAGGCCGGCGGCAGGAAGCUCAAGUGGGUCGCCGAGGACAAGCCCGCCGGCGGGAGGGCCUACAAGUGGGAGGCCGAGCUCAAGACCCCCAACGACGACGGCUUCGACCGCAAGUGGAAGUGGGAGUCCAAGGCAUCGGCUGCCGGCACCACCAAGGUCAAGUGGGCCAAGGAGAUCAAGGGCAAGGGGUGGCUCGAGCCAUGGUCCAACUCCUACUCUGUCGAGGAGACCUACGGCGACGACGAACACGACGACCAAGACAAGGACAAGAAGGCCACACCCGCCGUCAGCAAAGUCAAAGAGGAGAAGAAGGACAAGGAUAAGAAGAAGAAGAAGGGCAACGUCGAGAUCGUCGAGAUCGAGGACAACACCGCGGGAUGCGUCGCCAUCAGGAAGGCUUUUGAAAAGAGCCACGCCAAGGGAAAGAAGAAGGAAUUAUCCCCACGAGAUGCUGCAUUGUUGAUACAGAUGAGCUACAGGGCCCACCUGGCCCAUCGCUCCCAGGUGCUCCGAUGCCUUCGCGACCUUGCUGUGGCCAAAGCCAAGCUCAAGGAGAUCAGGUCCUUCUUCUACAACAUCUCGUACCGCCGCCGCAUCGCACAUGACUCUGAAGAACGCCAGAGGUUUGCUGAGAAAAUCAUUGUGCUGCUCUUGAACGUUGAUGCCCUUGAGGGGCCGGACUACAUGGUCCGCAAUGCCAAGAGAUCCAUGCUUGAGGAACUUGAGGGGAUGCUGGAGAUUAUGGACCCGCAGCCACCAGGGAAGCCAAGGACACUUAGCCGCAGGAAGUUUGAUCUCCCAGAAGGUGGAUCCAUCCCUAAGGAGAUGAGGGAUGGUGUCAAAAAUGUUGUCAGAAUUGUCGAGGAGGGCAAGUAAAAUGCAUCAGUGGUGGCAUUGCUGAGGACACCCCUGAUCAGAUGUUUGCUAGAACCUUAUGUUGUUGUAUUUACUGCUAGAAUGUUGUUUCUUGUAAUGCUGUGAUAGCAGUCUGAUCCGUGUUAUGUUUGGACCUGUUCCUAGGUAUUUCCUUAUUCCCAGAUGUCGGAGAUGUGUGUAAACUAAUUCAUCAUCCAUCAUGGGGUGGUGAAACUCUAAUAAAUUUGGCAUCAAUUCAUCACCGUGGUGUGUUGCCUUUCA
Panicum hallii is the source of this 1594-nucleotide messenger RNA. Its product is annotated as BAG family molecular chaperone regulator 7-like. Lineage: Eukaryota; Viridiplantae; Streptophyta; Magnoliopsida; Poales; Poaceae. Gene Ontology annotation, cellular component: plasmodesma. The coding region runs from base 107 to 1333 and encodes 408 amino acids. Gene Ontology annotation, biological process: protein folding. The record is from RefSeq and is a predicted model, not a curated record. The transcript is spliced from 3 exons.